CGCAGUUACUGCGCCCAGACCCGAAGGGAACAGCGCCGGGCGCCUCAAAGCGCGCUUAGCGAUGCUGGCCGUACUGCUGUUGUCUCUGGUGGCGGCCGGCGCCACGGCCGUUCGCUACCCGACGAGCGUCACCACCUACAAUGGCGGCAAGACGGCCGAGUCCGGCGAGCUCAUCUUCGAGGACAACUUCGACGAGCUCAACCUGGAGACCUGGCAGCACGAGCUGACGCUCCGAGGUGGCGGCAACUGGGAGUUCGAGGGAUACAACAACAACCGGACCAACAGCUUUGUGCGGGACGGCAUCUUAUUCGUAAAGCCGACGCUCACUGCUGAAAGAUUCUCCAAUGACUACCUCUACUCCGGCGUUCUGGACAUGAACGGAGACAACCCAUUCGACCAAUGCACAUCACCCCUGAACUUCGGCUGUUCCAGACAGGGCAGUCAGGCCGACAUCUUGAACCCAAUCAUGUCCGCUUCCCUCCGCACAGCGCUCUCAUUCACCUUCACGUACGGCCGCGUAGAGGUCAGAGCCAAGAUGCCCGCAGGCGACUGGAUCUGGCCAGCCAUCUGGAUGAAGCCGAAAAUGGAACCGUACGGCAACUGGCCGACUUCCGGAGAGAUUGACAUACUGGAGAGUCGCGGCAACGGCGACCUCUCCGUGGGCGGCACCCAGAUCGGCAACCAGCAAGUGUCAUCGACGCUGCACUGGGGUCCGGACUUCGCCAGCAAUCGCUACCAGCUCACGCACUUCGAGACCAACAACGCAGCGGGCUUCAACGCAGAUUUCCACGUCUAUAAGAUGGAAUGGAGUCCUGAGGGCAUCAAGUUCAGCGUGGACGACACCGCCCUGGGUGAGGUGACCCCACCUGCCGGCGGCUUCUGGGAGCUGGGUGGCUUCAACAAGGAUACCUGGAGAAACAAUCCAUGGCAGGGCCGCUCCAAGAUGGCGCCCUUCGACCAGCCGUUCUACCUAAAGCUAAACGUGGCCGUGGGCGGCACCAACAGCUUCUUCCCGGAUGCAGCUGUCAACGGCGCCGGUGCCAAACCCUGGUCCAACACGUCGCCCACGGCGCCCAAGGACUUCUGGGAGGGAAACGGCCAGUGGCUGCCCACCUGGCAGGGCGACGACGUGGCCAUGCAGGUCGACUACGUCCGUGUCUACGCCAUCUAAAGGGUCGCGUCUCCGUCUGGCGUACUCGUCAGCUUUGCAGACAUCACUGGGAGCCGGCCUUAAGAUCUUAAGUUCUAAACGAUUCUUGAGGAUGCUCCAUGUCAUAGUAAGACUCUGAACCUCAGCUUCAACCCCGUCUGCUGUGUGUGAACGCUGACUCGGCUGGAGACGACGGCCAUGCCUGUGAUUCGUGUGUGUUUGUGGCUGUUUGUCCUAUCUACAACCAUAAUACAAAGUCACGUACA
Messenger RNA from Pollicipes pollicipes, 1416 nucleotides. RefSeq names its product beta-1,3-glucan-binding protein. Gene Ontology annotation, biological process: carbohydrate metabolic process. Bases 62 to 1171 code for a protein of 369 amino acids. Gene Ontology annotation, molecular function: hydrolase activity, hydrolyzing O-glycosyl compounds. NCBI's taxonomy places the organism in Eukaryota, Metazoa, Arthropoda, Thecostraca, Pollicipedomorpha, Pollicipedidae. The record is from RefSeq and is a predicted model, not a curated record. The transcript has 8 exons.